GGGACCGCAGUGGCUAUGCAGCCAAUAAGAAGGGCACAACUUACGAAGAAUUUGUUAAGGAAAAUAAAAGGUAUAAUUGUUGUCUCUAUAAUGACCGUCGUUAUAGUGCUAUUGGCUCUCUGCAAUGAUCAUCAAAUUACAGGUAUGAUUGUUUUCCCUAUAAUGGCUGUUGGUAUAGUCCUCUGCUUCUGCUUCUGGGCCUUUCGAAAGACGUCAAUUCGAAGUAUUGCAGAUGCAAAUCUAAUGGGGGCAGAACGUGACGACCCACGACUUGCAUUAGAAGUGGUUGGAAGUUCUUUGCACAAGGAAACCUAUGAGGUUUGGGAGAGCGUAGAAAACAGCACUGAUUCCUUAGAUCAUGUUUCCAAAGAAAGCUUCCUCGACUUAGCUUCACUUCCAGAGGGGACGAAAAUCUGUGUUCAUGUUCGGAGGCUAUCAAACCUUGCAAGCAGAAACUUGGUGGAUUUGACUAGCACUCAAGGAUUAGCAAUCUCAUAUGGAAAUGCCUCGGAGCUAUACUCUGAGCAUAAUGCAAUGCGUAGAUUGGCUUUGCAUUUGGGGUGCCAAGACUGUGUAUUCCACAAGAAGAGGUUGGUGAUGCUUUGGAAGGAGCAGAAUUUGUCACAGAAAUUGGAGUUGCUUAAUCAUGGAGCGCAUGAUGUUCAACUUCUCUCCAUUCACACAGGCCCUAUGAAGGAAAACCAGUGGGGUGACAUGAUUUUUCCGGACACAGAGGCUCUGAUAUUACUCUUUACUGGGACUGAAUAUUAUCUUCCUCCAUUUUUGAAAUCGAUGAAGAAACUAAAGUUUCUGAUGGUAUCCAAUUGCGGUAGAAACAAGGCAACGGUGAAAGGUCUGGAUAUCUUAUCUUCACUCACUCAACUCAGGAGUCUCUGCUUAGACAGGUUGAUCGCAACCCCGGUUCAAGAAGAAAGCAAAUUUCUACCGAACUUAGAGACGCUACAUUUAUGCUCAUGUGAAGGAUUUGAAGAUACAUCCACAUUCAAAAGCUUGAAGAUGCGAGAUUUUAACCUGGAUCAUUCCAGCAAUUUGGAGAAGGUGCCUGUUAGUCUCUGUUAUAUGCACUCAGCUCAGAUAUGGUCAAUUACCAACUGCCACCUGAUUCAGAAGUUGCCUCCUGACCUUGGGAAUCUGACCUCUCUGAGAAUGUUAAGAUUAUCAGGAUUACAAGGCCUAAAAGCACUUCCGUCAUCAAUCGGAAAUCUUAAGCGAUUGGAAUGCCUAGACAUUUCACUAUGUGUGGGGCUGAGAGAGCUUCCAGAGGAUAUAGAUCAACUAAAGAAGCUGAUUACGUUUGAUAUGAGAGGAUGUUCUUGUUUGAUGAUGUUACCAAGAGGUGUUGAUAAACUGAGUUCUCUGGAGCUUGUUAUCUGUGGGCACAAGAUUGGGAAGCAGUGGCUGAGGGCCAAAAUUUCUAUUCCCGAUCUUAGUGUUAAAAUUUCGCCUGUUCAGGGCAGUUAACAUUCUUCACCAUUUUGUAAUUUUCCAUCCGAAUGCAUUUCUUUAUUUUAAAAAAUGUUAGUGAACUGGGUAUCUGUAAAUGUGGUGGUACAUAUCAUUUCUCUGUCU
Messenger RNA from Cryptomeria japonica (Japanese cedar), 1590 nucleotides. Its product is annotated as probable disease resistance protein At4g33300. Bases 16 to 1482 code for a protein of 488 amino acids. The transcript has 4 exons. The record is from RefSeq and is a predicted model, not a curated record. Gene Ontology annotation, biological process: defense response to fungus. NCBI's taxonomy places the organism in Eukaryota, Viridiplantae, Streptophyta, Pinopsida, Cupressales, Cupressaceae.